AUGUUCCCUCUCAAGUACACCAUCGCCGUUCUCGUGGGGGUAUAUAUUUUGAUCGUCCGUUCUCUCCGUUACCGACGAUGCAAGUCUAUUCAAUCAAAAUUCAGUUCUCGUCCGCUGUCCAGCAUGACAGCAAAAGAAGCACAUGGCAUAUUCAGAGAAUUACGAGAAUUGGAAUUUCCAUACAGUCUGCAUAAUUCGAUGGGCAUUGCCCUGCUAAAGACUUCUGCAAUUCCCACCAUCGCAAAAUUACUAUCCGCAACAGGCCAACUGAGUGAAAAGAAUGCCUCGAAACGCGGGGCGGAUACGGAAAUCAUCCUGAUGGAAGCCCAUGAUCGCGAACCUGGAUCAGACAGCCAUCUCAACGCCAUCGCACGGAUGAACUAUCUCCAUGCUCGAUAUCGCAAAGCAGGAAAGAUUCUCGAUGAGGAUAUGCUCCACACCCUUGGCUCACCGGUGGUGGAGAUAAUCCGCGCAGUGAAUGAUAAUGAAUGGCGAACUCUUUCAGAAGUCGAGAUUUGCGCCGUUGGUGUUUUCCAUAAAUGUCUCGGAGAAGCGAUGGAGAUACCAUUUACUCUUCUUCCCUCGAGUAAGACUGGCUGGAAAGAUGGAGCACACUUUGCGCGUGAAUUGUACGACUGGACUUUGGAGUAUGAACAUGCCGUUGCCAAUCCGACGCAUUCGACUGUCACUCUGGGAAGGCGAUUCCUGGAUAUUCCCAUGUUCAAUGUCCCUACAUUUCUACGGCCAGUGGCUGAGGGCAUCGUUGGGACUAAACUGGAUAGACAUAUGAGAGUUUCCAUGGGAUUCCCCGAUCCAGGAUAUGCAAUCCAAGGAUUGGCGAUGACAAUCAAAAUCAUCCGCCCAUUUAUCCUUCGCCAUUUCAGUGUGCCCAGACCAGAGUUUAUGGCCGUCCAUGCCCUUAAUGAAUCGCCAGAUCCAGUGUCAGGCAUGUAUACAAUCAACUUCUACACGGCCCAUCCAUGGUAUGUGAAGCCAACUGCCAAGCAUCGAUGGGGUUUGAGAUCGUGGUUUAUACGACUCUUUGGAAGUGGAAUCGUUCCUGGGACUAGCUCUGGCUUGUAUCGUGAGUCUGGAUAUGACCUGAAGAGUAUUGGGCCUGCUGCUCAGGAGAAGAAGGGUGCGGCUGAGAUGGAGGAGACCGUGGAGAGGCUGAGAAAGGGAAACUAUGCUUCUGCGUGCCCGUUUGCUGUUUAA
Messenger RNA from Aspergillus wentii DTO 134E9, 1215 nucleotides. RefSeq lists its product as uncharacterized. The record is from RefSeq and is a predicted model, not a curated record. Lineage: Eukaryota; Fungi; Ascomycota; Eurotiomycetes; Eurotiales; Aspergillaceae. Bases 1 to 1215 code for a protein of 404 amino acids. The transcript is spliced from 3 exons. Gene Ontology annotation, molecular function: oxidoreductase activity.